Daphnia carinata is the source of this 2545-nucleotide messenger RNA. RefSeq names its product copine-8-like. The transcript has 6 exons. Gene Ontology annotation, molecular function: calcium-dependent phospholipid binding. NCBI's taxonomy places the organism in Eukaryota, Metazoa, Arthropoda, Branchiopoda, Diplostraca, Daphniidae. Gene Ontology annotation, cellular component: plasma membrane. Gene Ontology annotation, biological process: cellular response to calcium ion. Bases 106 to 1680 code for a protein of 524 amino acids. The record is from RefSeq and is a predicted model, not a curated record.
GCUAGCUCAGCUUGCUAGCAGAGAUAACAAGCACUUCAGUUCCCAUUAACUAUACUCUACCUAAUUGUUUUUACCUAAUAGUGUAACACAGACCUAUGAAGCAAAAUGGCUCACCAGAACUUUGUCCCAGGGACGGCUAGCCAGGAUAUGAAGAAUGAUGUGGAGCUCACAAUUUCGGCCAAGAAUUUGGUGAAUAAAGAUGUCCUUUCUAAGUCUGACCCCAUAUGUGUGGUUUAUGUUCGUCACUUGGAUCAUUCCUGGGUAGAACAUGGCAGAACAGAGCAAAUCUGCAACACACUGAAUCCAGAGUACACCACCAAAAUUGUGAUUGGCUACCGUUUUGAAGAACUACAGAAACUGAAGUUCAAAAUUUAUGAUAUUGAUAGUAAAAGCACAGCCCUGGAUAAGCAUGAUUUCUUGGGAGAAGCUGAGUGCUCCCUUGGUGAAAUUGUUUCUGCACGAAACUUUGUUACAGCACUUAAUCAUUCGAAAAACAAAAACACGGGCCAAUUGUGCAUUAAAGCCGAAGAAAUUGGGUCAAUCAAAGAAGACGUUGAAUUAUUGUUUAGCGCACAGGGUUUCAAAAAGAGCGGUCUCCUCAGCAAACCUGACCCUUUCUUAGCCAUUUACAAAGAGAGCACUUUAGUGCAUCGCACGCCAUUCAUUAAAGAUAACUGCAACCCAGAAUGGCCAAGGUUCGUUCUACCUAUGCGAUUCCUACGUACGAAAGACGAAAAUAGCGUUUCCCUAUUGCUUCAAUGCUGGAAUUGGAACGGAGAUGGAAGCCACAAACUAAUGGGGGAAGUUCAAGUUACUACACAAGAAAUUCUAAGUGCACCCAAAACUUUCUCUCUGAACGAUAAGAAAACGGGAAAAAGCGUAGGAAAACUGUCUUUACAUGAGUCUAAGGUAACGAAAACCCACUCUUUCUUGGAUUACGUCACUGGAGGUACCCAAAUUAAUUGCACCAUAGCCAUCGAUUUCACUGCUUCGAAUGGAACUCCUAGCAUGCCCACCUCCCUGCAUUACAUGGGUCCGACACCCACACUCUAUGAACAAGCGUUGUUGUCUGUCGUCACAAUCAUUCAGGACUAUGAUAGUGAUAAGCAUUUUCCAGUUUUGGGAUUCGGUGCCAAGGUGCCUCCAAACGGAAAUUUAUCUCAUGAAUUUUUUGUCAAUAUGACUGCAAACCCACACUGCUUUGGAGUCGGUGGAGUGAUAGAUGCUUAUCGACGAUGUUUGCCUUUGAUUCAGCUGUACGGGCCAACCAAUUUUGCUCCGGUGAUUAACCACGUCGCGCGUUUUGCCGCAGCCCACUCUAAUGGCGACCAGUAUUUCAUUCUCCUCAUUCUUACUGAUGGAGAGAUCUGCGAUUUUCCAGAGACAAAGCAGGCAAUUAUAUCGGCAUCACAUUUGCCUAUGUCUAUCAUAAUCGUUGGAAUUGGUCCUGCCGAUUUUUCAUCUAUGAAAGAACUUGACAGCGACAACGGCCAUUUAACGGCUAACGGGCAUUCUGCCGUUCGCGACAUAGUUCAGUUUGUAUCGUUUCGCGAUUUCUUACAUCAAGCAGAUCCAAACCGCGCCUCUGUAGAGUUAGCUAGCGCAUUGCUUGCGGAAGUUCCAAACCAACUAGUCGCUUUCAUGAAACUAAAAAAACUGACACCGAAAACGCCAUUCUAAUAUUAGCUUCCAAUAACAGACCCGCAAGUUACACUUUUAGCUUACCCGGGAUUUAUUUUUUUGCUUCAUUUCUUCUUCGUGGUUCGUUGGGGUUCUUCACUCUCGGCACUUAUCCAGUUGAAUUCAAUUAUGCGAAUACAUACAUAUAACAAACUACAAUUUUAUGACGGUACCUGCGUAACGAAAUAUAGGCUUUAGUCGCAUGGCUUUCUCGUAUCUGUAAUUUGACAUAAUUGAACUCCCCCAUUUGUAAUGUAUCAUGGCUAGCAACUGACAUUAAACGGAGAAUAGGGACACAGCUGUAACAUCUGUCGCGGUAUCGAUUGUUAGGUUGAGAACCCUAAAUUAGAUUGUCUUUCCCAGUCGUUAGAAAUAGUUAAAACAAAGUGCUCUAAUAAGUUAAACAAAGUACGUGUAACAAUAGUCUGAACUACUAAUCAAAUAUGGGCUUAUUCUGUAUAAUUGGAAUGCGCACGUUUGUUUUUUCUUGUUUCAUUCUUUCUUGAAUCGUAAAAAGCAAAAAAAUCCGUCAAGCGUAUAAUUAGAAUUAAACUAAAAAAUCCUAUUUCAGCUUUAAUUUUACCCUACAGCCCGGAAACGAAUGCCGCAUCGUAAAAAGGAAAUCCGACAAAAAGAACCACAUCUCGACUUGCGUCGGAACACAUUUAGAGUCAAUGACGUCACAGACAUAAUCGGCCUUGUGUGGGAAAGUAGAACAGGUCGAUUUGUACGUUGUUCCGUUAGCUAGACGUCAGUUCAGUGAAAAGCUAGUGCUUUUGUAUUUCUCGUUCAUGCGCUCACGCCUUGAAGUGAAUUGGUUUAUUUUUCUUGCAUAUUCGCUAUUAAAUACAGCUAUAAUACAUUU